AUGCACUUUCUAAAAUAUCUUUCUCUCGUUUCUUCCGUCGUGGCCAUUGCCUCUGCCACUCCAGAUGCAUCUCCUGAUCGAGAUGUUGACGCCACGCUCUUUAAACUCUCAGAGCUGACUGGCCCUCUUGUGGACGGACUCACUACGAGCCUUGCUGGUGUUGCUCUGCCAGGUAUUAAUCUAACAGAGACCAGCACUGAAGGCAAAACAAUCAAGCGGCAAGCCCAGAGUCCACAGCAAGGACUCUCCGAUGCCUUGAACUCCUUGUUACCGGGCGUCUCCACCAUCCUCAACAACGGCAUAAUCAACCAAAUCUUCGACCUCCUCCGCGACGGCAAAAACAUCUUCACCCCCGAGUGGAAUGAUAAAUUCAACGACGUUGCAGACCAACUUACCCCCCUCGCAAACGACCUCGGCCUCUUCCUCGGCUAUCUCAUCCGCGUAAUCCUAACAGGGUCUUUCAGCGGCACCGGGACAACCGAUACGGGACCGACAUUCACGCAGCCUUCUUUCCCUGAUAACACUGACGCAGGGUUCAACUGGCCAGACUUUACUAUUCCCUUGGGGGGUGGGAAUGCGGAGGCUUCGUCUACGGAGUCCCCUGUCCCUUCUGCGACGUCGACGGGCUCUGGUUCCUCAGGGCUGGGGAUUGAUUGGUCUGGGCUUGGUGGGAGUGGUGGGUUUGGGUCGUCGUCGGCUGGUAUUAGUGGCCCUACGCCUACGGGGAGUGGUGGGUAUACUCCUAGUUUGACGACGCCGACUGGGAGUGUGUUUACCGGGGCAGCUGCAAGUGCCUGUAUGGAAUCGUUUCUGGGGUUGGGGUUCGUUGCAGCCAUUGGUGCCGCUGUUCUUGUUUAG
This is a messenger RNA of Aspergillus versicolor CBS 583.65, 858 nucleotides long. RefSeq lists its product as uncharacterized. The record is from RefSeq and is a predicted model, not a curated record. The transcript is spliced from 3 exons. NCBI's taxonomy places the organism in Eukaryota, Fungi, Ascomycota, Eurotiomycetes, Eurotiales, Aspergillaceae. Bases 1 to 858 code for a protein of 285 amino acids.